Molecule: messenger RNA, 1066 nt
Organism: Actinia tenebrosa (Australian red waratah sea anemone)
Lineage: Eukaryota; Metazoa; Cnidaria; Anthozoa; Actiniaria; Actiniidae
Product: enkurin
Cellular component (GO): axonemal microtubule; acrosomal vesicle
Molecular function (GO): calmodulin binding
Source: RefSeq, a predicted model, not a curated record
UCUCUUUAUAAGAAGAAGCAGCCAUUUUACUUGACUCGAGAAUCGAAACCAAAGGGGCAAUAAUAAUAUUGAUUUUGGUAGUUUAUUCGUGCCCAAAAUCUAGCCAUCAUGGCCGUAGCUUCAGCUUAUAGAACCAAUGACUUCAUGGAGGAAAGCAUUUACAAUCUUAUUCCGACAAUUCAACAGCAAGCGACUAAAGGAGCCAGACACGAGUCAAAAUUUUCUAGAACUGUAAGAGACGAAUAUACCAGCAAUAAGACAACUGCAAAAACUAUGGGACCACCAAAGGUGGAAACUCAGCCACCAUCAGAUUUCUUAAAAAAACGUUCCAAAGAACCUGUACUGCCUGAAAAAAAACCAUUCAAAUAUACGGAUGAGGAUUACAGGCGUCCAGGAGUACCAAAGCAUACUGAAAAACCUUUGAUGGGUAUACGAUCCAAUAAGAACUUCAUCACCACUAAUGCUGUUGAAAACAUUAUGUCUGUACCGAAAAAACCUGAAAAGAAAUUUGUCGAUACCAGAGCGGGAGCCACUCAUCCACUUACACCAUCUGGCUUAACACCUAAAUAUACACAGAAAAAGGACUACGGUAGAAGCCCUGUUUACUUAGAGAGAAGAAAGGCAGAGGUUGAGAGGGCACAGAGGGAGUACGAAUAUUAUGUACAGGACAAAAUGCAGCAAGGUGCAAUGAAACAACUAACAGGCAGUGAAAGGCAAGCUAUAAUUGAUGGUCUUAAGAAGAACUGGGAAGAACUUCAUCAUCAAUAUCAAGGACUAUCAGUUGUCACUGAUACAGCACCAAAGAAAGCCAGGAAAGAACGCAUGGAAACUGAAAUGAAACAACUUGAAAGAGACAUUGAAACAAUAGAGAAACACAAAAUCAUCUACAUUGCUAAAUAAAUACUGUAGAUUAUCAAAGAUCCUAAAUAUUUUUUGAAUGCAUAAGAAUAUACCAGUUAAAUAUAUGAAACCUUAAUAUGACUGUUGAUCUUUUACAUAUUUUAAAAUGAAAUCUCGAUUAGACUACUCCUUUUUUAUUUAUGGAAAAAAAAAAAAAAAAAAAAAA